Messenger RNA from Alternaria burnsii, 1707 nucleotides. RefSeq lists its product as uncharacterized. The coding region runs from base 1 to 1707 and encodes 568 amino acids. The record is from RefSeq and is a predicted model, not a curated record. The transcript has a single exon. Lineage: Eukaryota; Fungi; Ascomycota; Dothideomycetes; Pleosporales; Pleosporaceae.
AUGACCAAAGUUAUCUUCAAUCAUGCGAAACUCGGUGCGAUAAGGUGUAUUCGAGAAACAAAUAGCUCGAUUGUGAAGAUCUUAGGUCUGCCAUAUGGUAAGAUUCCCCAACGAUUCUCGCGGGCAGAGCUGUCAGAAAGGCUGUCUGAUGGCGAAAGCAAACGGUACCACGAUGGAGUGUUCGACGCGACAAGACCAGGAGCAUCCAGCAUCCAGCCGUGGGGUAGCGUCAAGUCCGAUGCAUCUAACAUCCCGUUACCGAUCGAUAACCUACCAGAAGACGAAGAGCAAUCAGAGGAUUGCUUAAACCUCUCCAUACACUUGCCAAAGGGAUUUGUCGAUGGGAGUGGAAAGAUGCGUCCAGGUGCAAAGUUACCAGUCCUUGUCUUCAUCCAUGGUGGCGCAUACUUUCUCGGUUCCGCGAAUAGACCAUACUACAACCCGGAGAACCUUGUGCGGCAUGCUAUUGAGCACAAGAAGCCUAUCCUCUUCGUAGGUAUCAAUUAUCGACUUGGUGCGCUAGGCUUUUGGCACUCAAAUCGUGCUGGGGAUCUGGUACCGGAAAACAAUGGUCUCCACGACCAGAACAUGGCGUUUGAAUGGUUACGCGAGAAUAUCGAAGGAUUUGGUGGAGAUGUCGACAAUGUUACAGUCAUUGGACAAAGCGCAGGUGGCGAAAGUAUCUCGGUGCAGGCGAUGCGUAGGCCGUUGUUCAAGCGUGCGAUCAUGUUCUCUGGAACGCCCAUUACUAUGCCGGCAAUGACGCAUGACGAGCAUCAUGAUAACUUUCUCAAGUACGCCGAGAAGCUGGAUAUUCGUAUCAAAGAAGACGAUGGUAGUGAGAGGGAUACUGAAGCUAUUGCUAGAGAUGUAAUUGGCGUCGACGUAUCGAAGAUUCGAGAUCUGGCCUGGGUUGGGUUACCGUGCACGAACAGCGAGUUUUUCCCAUUCGAACGACCGACGAUAGACUUGGCUAGGAAGGGAAAAGUUGCUCCUCCAGACUGGAGAGAGUGGGCGAAACCUGUUGAAGCCCAAAUAGUCGGAUCCACCACAUACGACGGCGGUAUCUCCUACAAUAUGAUGAAGAAUGAUUCCGGCCGCAAGAACCAUGCUGAGGCCUUUCAUCGCAUCGCUGUGGACGUUCUGUCUUCGGGACAUGGCGCGGAGUUAAUGGACAUCUACGGCAUCGAAGGUGUUGCUGAUGAUGCGGACGCGCUCCAGCGUAUCUGUCUUUUCGAAAGCGACAUAGGUUUCUUUGCUGCCGCACUUAGCAUUGCGGAGAGUGAUCUGAUCAAAGAUACCUAUUUCCAUGUGUUUGACCUCCCAGACCCUUUCCCGGGACCGAUCCGUGAGCGCGGUGCUUUUGCAACCCAUACUUUUGACAUCGCAACACUACUUGGUGGUGUGCAUGAAGAUCGUUUGCCCUCGCAUUAUCGACCUGUGAUUGCCCAAUGGCGCAACUCGAUCCUGGAUUUCGUGGUUAGAGGAACGCCACCUUGUGCAAGAUUUGUUGGAAGUGAUGGGGAGAGGCGAGGCUUGAUGGUCAGUGAAGAUGGAGUCAGAGAGGUCGGCAGCGAAGCUUGGAUGGAAAAUGAGGAGAAGAGAAGGAAGAGAUUGUUCAAGCUGGCUCAGAGAGUUGACGCUGAUACUGGGCUGGAUAUUCUCUGGGUGGACAUCUGUAGGCGCUUCUUGAUGCGUGGGGAGUGA